GAGGACAGCUGCGCUUAUUAACACCACAGAAGAAGAGGACAGCUGAUCUUAUUGACACCAAAGAAGAAGAAGAGGACAGUCCUAGAACCACUUCCUGUCUGAUGUGAAUCUUUACUAAUGGUCCUGCUGUAAUCUGACAGGUAGACAGACAGCUAAAAAGACAGGUUGAGAUGGGGAACAGUGCUCUGAAGUCUCACCUGGAAACGUCCCAGAAGACUGGGGUUUUCCAGCUGACAUCGAAGGGGCUGCAGGAGUUUCCGGAGGAGCUACAGAGACUCACAGGGAACCUGCGGAUGGUGGAUCUAUCUGGAAAUAAGAUUGAGGUUCUUCCAGCCGCCAUCGGAAACUUCCUGCAGCUGAAGAGUCUGACCCUGAACUCGAACAGACUAACCAGCAUCCCCGCUGAGAUCUCUAAGCUGAAGAAGCUGGAGACUCUGAUCCUGAAUGGGAACCGGAUUCAGCAAUUUCCCCCCACCCUGGGCCAGCUCAAAGCUCUGCGGACCCUUAGCCUUUCAGGGAACCAAAUCUCACAGUUUCCCUCUGGACUUGGAACCCUGAGGCAGCUGGACCUGUUGGACCUGUCCCGCAACCAUAUUCAGAACAUCCCUUCAGAGGUGUCAGAGCUGCAGGCCAUUGAGAUAAACCUCAACCAGAAUCAGAUCUCUGUGCUGCCUGCAGAAGUGUCCCGAUGCCCCCGUCUGAAGGUCCUUCGUCUGGAGGAGAACUGUCUGGAGCUGUCCUCCAUCCCUGGGUCCAUCCUGAAGGACUCCCAGGUGUCUCUGUUGUCAGUGGAGGGAAAUCUGUUCGAGGUGAAGCAGCUCAGAGAUCUGGAGGGCUACGAACAGUAUAUGGAGCGUUACACGGCCACCAAGAAGAAGUUUACCUGAUGACUGCAGCGAGUCUGAACCUGAAAGCGGCACACAGUGGCGGAGUCAGUUGAGACUCUGCCCAUGCUGAUGUUUCUUCUUCUGACGUCACUCAGCCAGGACAACAAACCCCGCCUCCUGCAACCACCAUCCCUAAGAUCUCCUGACCCCCUGUGACUUCAGAGAGAGAGAGAGAGAGAGAGAGAUGCAGACUUUUGUUCCCAUGGAAACAGAUGGAACAAGGAAUAAGAAGGAUUUACCACAGAAGAGGAAGAGUUUGUCCAGCAGAAAGAUCAGACAGAAACUUUGACAUAAUGUUUGUGUUCUUAAAUUAUUUUCUGUAACAUUUAAUCUCAUUUAAAACAAUUAAAACUCUUCAGUCUUCAGUCUUUAACGUACAAUAACAGAAAUCUGUGUUGAUGUGAUUUGCAGUUUAGUUUGAUAUAAUUCACUUCCUCUUUAUUACCUUCACCAUCAUCAUCAUGUCCUACUCUGUAAAAAACUAAACUUUGUUGUCGAUUUGAAUGUGAAUAUUACUGACCUCUGAUGGAAACAAAUUACUUUUUGAAAAUAUAACACUAAACUAACAAAUUAGGAAUUAAUAAUCCUAACCUACAGUUUUGAAGAUUGUUUCAUCACAGGUUAUAAAACAAUAAUGAUCAACUUUUACAUGAUUAUCAAUGAUCUGUAUAAUCUUGAUUCUUUGUUGUGGUGUCAUCAUUGUUUUACAUGAGAUCUGACACGCCACCAGAUGGCGGUCAUACACAA
Messenger RNA from Labrus bergylta (ballan wrasse), 1634 nucleotides. The record is from RefSeq and is a predicted model, not a curated record. NCBI's taxonomy places the organism in Eukaryota, Metazoa, Chordata, Actinopteri, Labriformes, Labridae.